Messenger RNA from Nicotiana tabacum (common tobacco), 1970 nucleotides. RefSeq names its product serine/threonine-protein kinase 12-like. The record is from RefSeq and is a predicted model, not a curated record. Lineage: Eukaryota; Viridiplantae; Streptophyta; Magnoliopsida; Solanales; Solanaceae. Gene Ontology annotation, molecular function: protein serine/threonine kinase activity; protein binding; ATP binding. Gene Ontology annotation, biological process: protein phosphorylation.
UACGAUAGGAGAAAGAGAUGAGAAGUUUAGAGAGAGAUGAAAAAUAAAGAGCUUUUCACGUAACAUUUGCCUAAUCCUAAAUCUAGACCAUAACCCCUUUUAUUCCCUUUGUCACGUGCUUCCUUAAUCCUGAUUCCACACAAUUUUCUUGUUGGAUUGUCCAACUCUUGGGCCUCUUUGCAGUUUAGCCCCCGCUCAACAGCCUCUGCUCUCUUUCAGAAGAAAAACUUUUUCUUUGCACUUCUAAUGUUUUCAUUAUUCAGUUAUCAAAAAUUUAAUUGGGACAUUUGCACGCUAAACAGUGUAUUCUUUUUUAAUUUUCUUCUAUCACAUGAGGGAAAGGGGAAGUGAAGGUUAAAAAGAAAGAAUCACAAAGAUGAAAAUAAAAUUAUCGUAUAGAGGGUUAUGUUGGUAUUGAAACUUAACUUAAACAAGGUACAAGUCAACAAGAUAUAUUCCUCUGAUAGAAGUGGACGAAUCGUAAACACCAAAAUGAACAUGAAUCUAAGGAUCUUGGAUUCGGGAAUCAGGACCGGAGCCUGGGGUCGAAGAAUAUACAAGAACUAAGCAAACUUCGUUAAAACCCAAACCCCAUUUCUUCGAGUAAACCGCCACGUUUACUAUGUUAAAUAUCUUCACUUGUACAUGCAUACUUUGAACUUUUGUUCUAAGAGUAAAGAUCGAUUGUUGAGAGAUAUGGAGAGUCCAUUAGUAAUUAUGCGGCAUAAAGAAUCAUCAGAUAUUGGGCGUUUAGACAUGCAGCUGAUAGGGACUUUCUUGAGUUUCGCGUCAAGGGGUGACAGAGUUGGGCUAAACCAGAUGUUGAGGCAGGGUAUUUCUCCCAAUGUGCAGGACUAUGAUAAACGAACUGCUCUCCAUCUUGCUGCUAGUGAAGGCCACGCCUCUAUUGUUGAGCUUCUUUUGGCUUACAAGGCUGAUGUUAAUCUCAAUGAUAGGUGGCGACGCACCCCCUUGACAGAUGCGAAACUGUAUGGGCAUCGUGACAUAUGCAGGAUCCUUGAGGUCUAUGGUGGCAAGGAUUCCAACAGUGAUCAUCCUUUAACUGUUCGGCGUGAAGAGGAUUCGAUUGAAGUGAAUAUUGACAUAUCUGAACUGAACUUGCAGCACUCAUCAAUCAUUGAGCAGGGUUUAUUCGGUGAGUCGGAAAAGGUCAAAUGGCGUGGAACGUGGGUGGUCAAAACAGUAAUCAAAAGGGUGUUCUCUGCAAAGGUCAAUACUUUGCUGAGGGAACUUCGACAUCCAAAUAUUCUACAGUUUCUUGGAUCAAUUGUGCAUGGAGACGAAAUGAUCUUGAUCACUGAGUAUUUGCCAAAAGGGAACUUGCAAGAUAUUUUGAGAAAGCGCCUUGACCCCCCAACUGCUUUGCGUUAUGCACUUGACAUUGCUAGGGGAAUGAAUUACCUCCAUCGGCACAGGCCUUUGCCUAUAGUUCACAAAAACUUGCAUCCGAAGAACUUGUUACUAGAUGAAGGUGGCCACUUGAAGAUCGGUGAAUAUUGGGUUCAAAUAUUAGAUAACCGGAUAUAUGCAAAUCAAGACUGUUGCCAAUUAAACAAUGGAUGUAACUUUAUCAGCCAUUUGUCUCAUGACAUUAGCAAAGAUAUUUAUUCAUUUGGUGUCAUCUUUUAUCAGAUGCUGGAAGGAAGACAAAUAACUGACAGGAAUUCUGAUUUGGAGAAAAAGUUGUAUACAGGUCGAUAUCCCAGCAGAAUUCUUCAGUUAAUUGAGGACUGCACCAGCACAGUUCCUUCUACGAGACCAUCAUUUGCUACUGUCAUAGAAAUCCUAGAAGAGGUUUCUUUAUUAUCAAGAAAAGCAGGUUGUCCGCCGUGUAACAAAAGCAAAAGCCCUAAGUAAACAAGUUUGCUUAGUAUUAAAUAAGUCAGUGAAGAACACUUCUGAUUCUGAUUCAUGAAUCUAAUGAAAAGUUUAUGACUUUUCCUAGUUGA